Molecule: messenger RNA, 1658 nt
Organism: Suncus etruscus (white-toothed pygmy shrew)
Lineage: Eukaryota; Metazoa; Chordata; Mammalia; Eulipotyphla; Soricidae
Gene: ACP7
Product: acid phosphatase 7, tartrate resistant (putative)
Exons: 12
Coding region: 32-1354 (440 amino acids)
Molecular function (GO): metal ion binding; acid phosphatase activity
Source: RefSeq, a predicted model, not a curated record
CCACCUCCUUCUGUUCCCCCAUCCCUCUACCAUGCCCCGACACCGCCUCUUUCCCUGCUGGCCCAGUUGCUGUCUGCUCCUCUUUUGCACCCUGGGGGCCUGGGGUCGUCCAGAGCCUCCCAGCGCCAACCCUGAACAUGUCCACUUGUCCUACCAAGGUGAGCCUGGCACCAUGACAGUCACCUGGACCACUUGGGUUCCCACCCGCUCCGAGGUGCAGUUCGGCAGGCAGCCCUCUGGCCCUCUGCUCCUCCGGGCUCAGGGCACCCCCACCAUCUUUGUGGACGGAGGGGUUCUCCGCAGGAAGUUCUACAUGCAUCGUGUCACACUGCGGGGGCUGCAGCCUGGAGCCCAGUACGUGUACCGCUGUGGCAGUCCUCAAGGUUGGAGCCGCAGAUUCCGCUUCCGAGCCCUGAAGAAGGGGACCAAGUGGAGCCCCCGUCUAGCUGUGUUUGGGGACCUGGGUGCUGACAACCCCAAGGCCUUCCCACGGCUGCGCCAGGACACCCAGCAGGGCCUGUAUGAUGCUGUUCUCCAUGUGGGAGACUUUGCCUACAACAUGGAUCAGGACAAUGGUCGCGUGGGGGACAGGUUCAUGCAGCUCAUUGAACCUGUGGCCGCCAGCCUGCCAUACAUGACGUGCCCUGGCAACCAUGAACAGCGCUACAAUUUCUCCAACUACAAGGCUCGCUUUAGUAUGCCAGGCAACAGUGAAGGACUGUGGUACAGCUGGGACAUUGGCCCUGCCCACAUCAUCUCCUUCUCCACUGAGGUCUACUUCUUUCUCCAUUAUGGCCGCCACUUGGUAGAGAGGCAGUUUCGAUGGCUGGAGAAUGAUCUCCAGAAAGCCAACAAGAACCGGGCUGCCCGACCCUGGAUCAUCACCAUGGGCCACAGACCCAUGUACUGCUCCAACUUGGAUCUGGAUGACUGCACCCGCCAUGAAAGCAAGGUUCGCAAAGGCCUUUGGGGCAAGAUGUAUGGAUUGGAGGAUCUAUUCUACAAACAUGGGGUUGACUUACAAUUGUGGGCCCACGAACAUUCGUAUGAACGUCUGUGGCCGAUUUACAACUACCAGGUAUAUAAUGGCAGCAAGGAACUGCCCUACACCCACCCUCGAGGACCCGUGCACAUCAUCACAGGAUCUGCUGGCUGCGAGGAGCGACUGACCCCUUUUACCAUCUUGCCCCGGCCCUGGAGUGCAGUGCGGGUGAAGGAAUAUGGGUACACGCGGCUUCACCUCCUCAACGGGACCCAUGUCCACAUCCAGCAGAUUUCCGAUGACCAGGAUGGGAAAAUCGUGGACGACAUCUGGGUGGUGAGACCUUUGCACGGCCGGAUGAAAUAUUUAUAGGAACUGUGGACAGCUCUAUGACAGACCCAACCAUGCUGCGUGGCUGGGUGUGAGCUGGCACCACCAGGACUCAGGUGGGGAGCCAGGGCGGGCCUUGACUCCCCUCGGCCUCCAAGGCCUGUGUGUGGAUGCAUUCAUGCGUGCAUGUGGGGCAGAAGCUGGACCAGCGCCCCCUCCAGAUAAGUGGGGGUCCCAGCUGAGUGCUGGGAUGAUCCAGAGUGACUGAGCGACACAGGGCAGGUCUCUGGAAGCACCCACUGGGCAGGGUGCCCCAGGGCCUCGGGAAUAAAGACAUAUUCUGCUA